GGUUGCAUGUGUUCCCAUUCGUUUUAGGUCUGUUAUAAGACUGCCUUGGUAUUAAUCGUUUUUGAAAGUCAUGUGUAGCGUGCAAGAGGGAGAUUCUGACGGUCCGAUCCAGAAAGAAAGAAUCAGUCCUGGAAGAAAAUGCAUGAAGUGUCACACAGAAAAUGCUAUUUUGAUCACCCGAGUAAAUGAUGCCUUUUGCAAGGCUUGCUUUAUGGUAUAUGUAACACACAAGUUUAGGGCCACCAUUGGAAAGUCGAAGUUGGUACGUGAUGGAGAAAAGGUAUUAGUGGCUUACUCUGGAGGUCCAUCGUCUAGCUGUCUUCUCCAUCUGAUCACAGAGGGAUUGAGUCAAAGAGCACACAAGAAACUACGCUUCACCCCUGGGAUUGUCUUCAUAGAUGAGAGUGCUGUGCUAGACAACCUGGUACAGGAUGGUGUAGCCGAUAAGGAGAGAAUAGCUGAAUUAAUGGAAAAUGUGGGAUACCCAUGUCAUACCAGAUAUUUAGAGGAGGCCUUAUGCUUGGACCAAGAUGGACUCUUACCAAAAGCUGACCUGUCUAGUCUGACUGAAGCUGACCAGUCCAGUUUUUGUACUGCUGCCAUUCACAGCAACAGCCUUGACAGAGCAAGAACUGAGAUAAAAUCCUUGUUUUCCUCCAUCAAAUCUCUCACAGCCCGGGAAGACAUGCUCAACAAAUUAAGACAGAGGUUACUGAUGGAGGUGGCCAAAGUUCAAGGAUACUCUAAGGUCAUGACAGGUCACUGUGGGACUCGGCUUGCGGUCAAUCUCCUGUCAGAUAUAUCGCAGGGAAGGGGUUCUCAUGUGGCUAUGGAUACAGCAUUUUCAGACACUAGGUAUCCAGACAUCAUGUUUGUUCGACCUAUCAGAGGCUUCAGUUCAAAGGAAGUGGCUAUGUAUAAUGCUCUACAUGGUGUGGAGUCUGUGUUUUUACCAACACUUACAACCAAGACACAUGAAGGAUCAAGUAUUGAACACCUGACGGAGGCAUUCGUGACAGGACUGCAGGCCGAUUAUCCGUCCACUAUCAGUAAUAUAAUGAGGACUGGUGAGAAGUUAAGUACAGAGAAAAAGGAGGGAGAAAACUGCCACUGUGCCUUGUGUCAGGGUCCUCUGGAUACAGAUGUUGGGCCCUCAUCAGCACUGAGUGCCGUAGAGUUCUCUUCUCUCAUCUCCCAGAAGAAGAAGAAAAAUUCAACCACAUGUGGAGAAAAAGACACCUGUUGUGGAGAAGGGGAUGGUAGCUGUCACACAAAGAAUGAGGGUUUGAAGAGGGAUGAAGUCAUGUCAGUGUUGUGUUAUGGAUGUCGAAUGACUGUUAAAGACAUGGCUGACCCCACAUCACUGCCAGAAAAACUGACGUCACAGAUUUCAUAUCGAAUUCGUAGGUCAAAGAUGAAGAAUGAUAUUCAGGAUUUUCUUCUUGAUCCAGAAAACAGUUGAUGAAGACUUUGAUAGAUAACAACUUAUCUACAAUGCAUUGCAGUUAUAUAUGUCUUCAUUAUUUAUAACAAUUUAUUAAUGUUAAAGGAUGCUCUGUUGAUUUUCAUAUGAAAUUUAAUGUGUGAAAGUCAAUAGGCUGAACAAUGGUCACGAUUGCAUGUUGGUCUAUGAAUGCACCAAUAUCAUAUCCUUACAUAAAAUGAAAAGAUAUUACCUGUUAUAACAUGAUAAAGUGACACUGAAAUGAUGUCACACGUUUACAGAUGACAUGACAAUACAGUGGAGACUAUAUUUAUAGAACCAAGACCACAAAAGAAUAAUAUUUACAAACAUUUGAUAAUGUGGUUAAAAGGAACCUGAAUUUGUUUCCUGGUUCUUAAAACCAUAUCUUACUGAAUUAAAAGAUUUUACUUAUUAUAUCGAAAAAUUCUAUGACUGAGUUGAUAAGUCUCAACCUUAAUGUAAUUUCAUGAAAGAUUCUGUCUUUCUCUUUUGGCUGUAAAUAUGUGUUCUUAUUGAGAUCAAUGAAAAGAUAUUGGAAACCA
Ylistrum balloti is the source of this 2007-nucleotide messenger RNA. Its product is annotated as cytoplasmic tRNA 2-thiolation protein 2-A-like. The transcript is spliced from 15 exons. NCBI's taxonomy places the organism in Eukaryota, Metazoa, Mollusca, Bivalvia, Pectinida, Pectinidae. The record is from RefSeq and is a predicted model, not a curated record. The coding region runs from base 71 to 1462 and encodes 463 amino acids. Gene Ontology annotation, cellular component: cytosol. Gene Ontology annotation, molecular function: tRNA binding; sulfurtransferase activity. Gene Ontology annotation, biological process: tRNA wobble position uridine thiolation.